CUGCGGCUGGCUUCGCUAAUCCUUGACGGCUGUCGCGGCUGCUCGUCUGCUUGCUGAGUGCUGUUGCUCUCGUGCACCCUCGGCUGCGCUCAGGGGGCAGAGCGCAAGUUUGGCGGCGGCAAGUGGCGCUGGCGGUGACGCGCAGAGUGCCUUGGAGCGAGCGUUGGGACACGGCGGGCGUUCGGGCAGGCCAGCAGCGACUUUGAGAAUGCGAGAGGGUGUGGUAGGAAGCCGAAGAGAAGGGCAUGCUUCUUCGCCUCGAGGCAGGCUGGCAGCCAUGGCAAGCCAGGCGCAGGCGAAGCGGACGCAUUUCGGUUGGCGCGAGGGCCACAGCGGGAGCAUCGGGCCAGGCCGACGCGUGUGUGCCUCUCGGUGCUUUCUGUUUGCGCCCAGCAGCGCGGCAGGGCUGCGGAUCGUCGAUCAAGGCAGGCCUCGUGCCAUGUGCCUGCUCGUCGUCGCGGCAAGCAAGCGAAGGCCACCCACAAGACCUGCACAGCCAGCCGCAGACGAGGCAGCGGCAGCGAGAGAGCUCGCACGUCCCACGGCACGAGCGCAGCGCAGCAAGAGUCUGAGCUGCGAGCCUGAUGCUGCUCCACCUUCGCGACAACGCUUGCCUAGCGUGCUUUUUGGGCUCGACGCGUACGUCUCGCCUCGUGAGGCGGGCGAAUCGCCAUGCAGACGCCGUGAGAGAGGAGGGGCGCUUGCUGGACGCCCGCGACGGCAGGCCGCAGCUGCAGCGCCCUCCUCAAGCAGCAUGCAUCACCAUCCUCAUGCCGGCGGCAGAGCAGCGCUCCGCAGACGCAGCGUCGAUCUCCCACGGGCGCCGCGCGCGCGCGAAGCGCAAGGGAGCGCGCGCUGCAGAGGUGCGUCUCGCUGCUGCGUGCUGCCGUCGUGAGGCAUGCGUCGAGCACACCGAGUGCACCACCUCGACGGU
This is a messenger RNA of Tilletiopsis washingtonensis, 934 nucleotides long. RefSeq lists its product as hypothetical. Bases 209 to 895 code for a protein of 228 amino acids. The transcript has a single exon. The record is from RefSeq and is a predicted model, not a curated record. NCBI's taxonomy places the organism in Eukaryota, Fungi, Basidiomycota, Exobasidiomycetes, Entylomatales.